This is a messenger RNA of Malus domestica (apple), 1067 nucleotides long. RefSeq lists its product as uncharacterized. Gene Ontology annotation, cellular component: nucleus. Gene Ontology annotation, biological process: protein import into nucleus. Lineage: Eukaryota; Viridiplantae; Streptophyta; Magnoliopsida; Rosales; Rosaceae. The record is from RefSeq and is a predicted model, not a curated record.
AAGAAAUGUAGAGAGGAAGGGAAAGGGGAAGGGAACAGAGAGGGAAUCCGAGAGAGAGAGAGAGAGAGAGCGCGCUCAGAAGGAAACGUGGAGAGGAGAUAAAGCGGUGAGACAAAAGGAAAUGGAGGGAGCAGCCGCAGCCGCAGCCGCAGCAGAAGGGCGGCAUCCUCUCAAACCCCAUCCUCGUUUCAAUAACCGUAGCAGCUGGAAACAUAAGCUGAGAGAGAACUGUUACAAAAGGGUUCGAGAAGACAGAAUGCGGUUGCUUUGGAAGAUGAGAAUGCUGCCCACUCCACAAAUUCUCAAUCACAUUCCAAAUGAUUUGAUCAAAUCUGCAUUCCAGGACAUAGUUUCUGCUGAAUUGGAAAAAAUUAAGGAAUCGUCAUUGGAUGAAAAUGUAAGGAGUUCAACAUCUGUCCCUGAGGCCAAUGAUAUGUUAUGGGAAUACGAUGGCCUUACAAAUGUAUACCAAGGUGAUUGUGAAGAGAUAUUGUUAGAAAUGCAAAGGAUCUUUUAUGAAGACCUGACUAUUCAUCCAACUAGAAAAGAAGAAACAGAAAUCUGUGCUGAAACAUGGGAAGAUGAAGAGGAUGAGUAUUUGUCCCAGGCAGUUUAUGAGCAUAUGCAACUGAACGACAAGCAGAUGCACAAGGAGGAAGUUUGGUGCCCUGUCUGUAAGCACGGAGUAAUACAAGAGAAUUACAAUCUAAUAUACUGUACUCUAUGCAAAGUUCAGCUCAACAAAGGCAAUGAGGUUAAUUUGGAAAUAUUGCGGGGCAGGCUAGCAGAAGUUCACACACAGCAUCUUGAUCGUGGCUGCAAAUUGAAACCCAAGUUUUGCAUCGAGACUAGAUUUAAUAUAACUGCACUGUACGUUUUCUGUGCUGGUUGUAAUACAUUUGAGAUUGUAGUAUAGACUGUAUAGUGAAUGCUUCCAUGCUUUAAAGAUGAAAUAUAUCAUCAUCAUCAUCAACUUGUUCACUCGGUUGUUAUACAUUUGAGAUGGUAGUUAGUGAAUACUUCCCUGUCGAUAUCUUUCAAGAUCAAAUAUAUCGUCAUUAGCAUCA